AUGUCACCUCUUCUUCCUCCUCCCCUCCCCUCCUCUACUCGACACAAGUCGCCAACUUAUUCACCCUACCGUCACCAAGACAAGGACUUCGACUACGAUAACAACGACGAAGACCUCUUCAACAGACUAGAGGAACUAGUAAAACAGCAAGCUCGCAUCAGCGAACAGUCGCUACUUGAGGAAGAGGAACGCAGAUACCAACAAGACAGCUACGAACAAGUUCUGGACCCGCAAGGCACCUUGAACGACGUCAACAGUAACAACGUCGAUUUUGACCUUGACCUUGACGACAACACGGGGGACCAUCUCUUCGACUAUCCUUCCCCAGACCACCACUACAACAACCCCUCUCCGACUUUCCCUCCUCCUCGAUUCGUCCAUACCCUCACCUCUCGACCUUUCAAUCCCUUGCCCUCUUCCGUCCUGUACCCCUACAAGAACGACCGUCAUCCCUCCUCUCAAUUUUAUCCUGCAGCAUCUCCUUCACACUACUCAAAUCAGCACAACCCAUACGAACCGAACGAGCAGUUGCCUUUGAGUCAAUCUCGAUACUUCCCUUCGCCUACAACAUACCCCUACCACGACUGGAGACCCACAACCACCUACCCGCCGUCGUAUAGGCAGACCUUCUUGGCUUCUCGCAACGGUUACUCUAACAACAUCGACCCUACUUUUCGCGACCCUUUCCCAGGCCCUUACCCAACGUUGACAACCACUCCUCAGCCGACUGACCCCGACAGGGACGGCGACGACCUGGACUUGACCUGGCUGGUGGCCUUUGUCCUCACUACUGCAUUCAUCAUUUCCAUCGUAUCGGCAAUCCGGACCUGUGGCCAAAAGGCUGGCUGGCUCACAGGAUCCUCUGUUUCUUUGUCGUCCUCGCCCGCUUCAUCUUCCUCCCCUCACCAUCGUCGCAACGGCGGGACUGGUCGAGGCGGUCGACGAGGAUUUGGCAACGCUUUAUUGGUCCCUGACUCGGAGGUUGAUCCAGAAGCAACCCCCGACCGACUCAACACCCUCUCCGAUGCUGACCGUCAAGCUUACGACGCUGCUGAAGUCUCAGCAUGGGAGUUCGAACCAUCAUAUGACCACCAGCUCUAUGUUCAUGACCGGACUGAGCUCUCGUUCUUUGAUCGGGUGGCCUCUGUGCAGACCAAUCUACCGCUCCCGAAGCAGCAGGAGGUCUACUACUGGGAGGUCAAGAUGUUUGAAAAGAGUCCUCGCACCACCAUCGCCAUUGGAGUCGCCACCAAGCCGUAUCCUUCCACUCGCCUUCCAGGCUGGAACCGCCAUUCGGCUGGAUACUUUUCAAACAAUGGCCAGAAAUACUGUAACUCUCUGUGGAGCGGAGUACCCUUUGGACCAACCUAUUUCGAAGGAGAUGUAGUCGGAUGUGGAUACAGACCCAGGAACGGAACCAUUUUCUUUACAAGGAACGGAAAACGGAUUGAUGAUGCGUUCACAGGAUAUGGACGCACGAACUUGUUCCCGACUGUUGGUGCAACAGGACCCUGUGUUCUUCAUAUAAAUUUUGGACAAUCUGGGUUCGUCUUUGUAGAGGCGAACGUCAAGAAAUGGGGUCUUGCUCCUGCGGCAGGAUCGUUGGCGCCUCCACCAGCUUAUGGCAGUGAACUGGGCUCGAUACUGUUGGAAGCGGCCGGGUCUGGAGCAGCAGCAGCAGCGGGAUCUGGGUCAGGAAUGUUGCCACAACGUUUCACGAGCUCGUCGUCUUCUGGAUCAUUGGCUGGGACUGGACGACCUAUCAUGCAGCAUUCGAGUCCCUCGAGGACUCGCAUUUCCCCUGCCAUUGGGAACGGAGGGGCUGAUGGUCUUUCGCCUGUACCGAUUACUGCCGCCAACAUGUCUGCGCCUCCACCCAACUACUCGAGUUUGGACCGGUAUGGUCAUCCCAGGACGGAUCAGCCAUCAUUGGUUGCACAAGUGCAGGGACUGGUGGAUGAUGAUGACACGGCUAGUAUUGCGAGCGAUGACAGUACCGGGUCAGCAACGUUGCUUUUGAACGACGCGCUACUGGACCAUGACAUUGACGACCAUCACGAUGUCUAG
Messenger RNA from Linnemannia hyalina, 2067 nucleotides. NCBI's taxonomy places the organism in Eukaryota, Fungi, Mortierellomycota, Mortierellomycetes, Mortierellales, Mortierellaceae. The record is from the annotation of a GenBank genome assembly.